Molecule: messenger RNA, 4400 nt
Organism: Pungitius pungitius (ninespine stickleback)
Lineage: Eukaryota; Metazoa; Chordata; Actinopteri; Perciformes; Gasterosteidae
Gene: gfra2b
Product: GDNF family receptor alpha 2b
Exons: 10
Coding region: 729-2144 (471 amino acids)
Biological process (GO): nervous system development
Cellular component (GO): signaling receptor complex; external side of plasma membrane
Molecular function (GO): signaling receptor activity
Source: RefSeq, a predicted model, not a curated record
AACGAGGGAGGGAGAGAGAGGCACUGAGUUGGUUGGAGGAAACGGCAGCCGAAGCACGAGGCAUCUGAUGGAGCUGAAGAGGACGACGUCUGAGCUUUGAGGACACCGACAGGGCGGGAUUUAUUUUUGUUGUUUUUGUCAUUGUUAUUAGUAUUUGUUUUGUUGUUUUUGAUGUAAAUGAGGAGCGACCGAGCUCCCACUGGGCACCAGGGAAAGUUGGAGUAACGCCGAUAGGCGGAGAAAGCACAAGCUCCACAAUUUUGCCGGCUCACAGCCACCGAGCACCGGACUGACUCCUCCGGUAACACCGGCAAAUCUCACCGGAGGAGGCGGUCCUUUACCGGAGGGAUCCUGAGAGAGAGACACACAGAGAGAGACAGACAGAGAGAGGGAGAGAGACACAGAGACAGACAGAAAGACACAGAGACAGGGAGACAGACAGGGAGAGGGAGAGAGACAGAAAGAGAUAGAGAGAGACAGAGAGACAGACAGGGAGAGACAGAGAGACACACAGAGAGAGACAGGGAGAGAGAGGGAGAGAGACACAGAGACAGAGAGACAGACAAAAAGACACAGAGACAGGGAGACAGACAGGGAGAGGGAGAGAGACAGAAAGAGAUAGAGAGAGACAGAGAGACAGACAGAGACACAGAGACACAGAGAGAGACAGACAAAGAGACUCAGGUGAACCAGGACCCGGAGCUUCUGUUCGUUCUCUAGGACUCGUCAUGAUCCUCAUUAAUACCAUCAUGUUGCUUUUUCUGUUGGAUGCGUGCGAGUGCGACUCCGAGCUGGAGUCCCUCGGCUGGAGGGAACCUCUGGACUGUGUUCGAGCCUCCGAACUGUGCAACCACAACAGCCAGUGUAGCUCGAGGUUCCGCAUCAUGCGGCAGUGCCUGUCUGGGGGGGGCAAGGAACGCAGCGCCAUGCUGGCCUCCAAGGAGUGCCGGGGGGCGCUGGAGGUGCUGCAGGACUCGCCGCUCUACGACUGCCGCUGCAAGAGAGGCAUGAAGAAGGAGGUGCAGUGUCUUCAGAACUAUUGGAGCAUCCACAUGGGUCUGAGCGAGGGAGAAGAGUUUUACGAGACGUCUCCCUACGAGCCGAUCCAUUUCUCGGAGGAAUUCCAGCAUGCCUCCAUCAUCUCAGAUUCUUCUUCAUCUAAGAGGAGUCCCUGCUCUGUGGCAGGGAAAUCCUGCAACCCAUGUCUGGACGCGGCGAAGGCCUGCAACCUAAACGAGACGUGUAAACGCCUUCGAUCCGCCUAUAACUCCAUCUGCAGCAAGGCCACGCCCCCUCAGCCCUCUGUGGCCAAUCCGGAGCCCUGCAGCCGGAAAAGAUGUCAGAAAGCCCUGCGUCAGUUCUUCGAGCGGGUCUCCUGGGAGCUGACCUACCCCCUGCUGUUCUGCUCCUGUCCUGACCAGGCCUGUGCCGAGCGCCGCCGCCGCACUAUUGUCCCAUCUUGCUCCCACCAGGAGAAGCACAAGCCCACCUGCAUGGACCUUCGUCACACCUGUCGCUCCGAUGCCCUCUGCAGAGCCCGGCUGGCUGACUUCCACAAGAACUGCCACACAACGUCUCAGAGCGUCACGGGCUGUCCUCACAAUAACUACCACGGCUGCCUGAUGUCCUACGUCGGCCUCAUCGGCUCUGACGUGACGCCCAACUACAACGACAGCAGUCCAUCGAACAUCACCAUGAGCCUGUGGUGCACCUGCAGGGGAACAGCCAAUCAGGAGCACCAGUGUGACGCCUUCCACCGGGACUUCACUCACAACACCUGCCUCAAAAACUCUAUCCAGUCGUUUGGCUACAGAGCAGAAGGAGGAACUCUUCUGGUGACGGAGCCGCCGUCCACCUUCUUCCCUGCUGCCCGGCCCCCAAUCGUCUCUAAGCCCGCCGCCUCUUUCCACGCUGAUGCCCUCAAACCCCUGGACAACGCCUGUGUGUUCUCCACCUGCGCUAAUCUGCAGGACGGAGGCUUGAAGUGCAUCUCCUCUGAAGACUUGGAGUGUGAGGAGGCACUUUUAGCUCGGGGCUCGAUCGACUCUCAAGACUCUGAAGGACCGAAGAGCAGCAGCCGGGGAUCAGCUACUCUCCUCCUCUGUGUGUGUGUGCCCAUCUUGAUUCUACUCAUGGUCUCAUAGACAUGAAGUCACACACUCUCAUAAAUGUCAAGACCCAGAGAACGUCACGUUACUCGAUGCCCUCCGAGAAAAUGCCAACCAGCAGAUGUCCAAACAUUAAUGACAAGCGUUGGAGGACGUUCGGAUUUUCCGUCUUUCUCUACCACACACAGAAGAAGAAACUGUGUUUUGUGUGAGAGACGUAACAAGCUAUGAAUCACUGCAUUCAGUGGUUAUGGAUCUGAAACAACUAAACUAAAAAAAUACAGGUACACACAGACACACAUAAAAACACUCACAUAGACAAACACACACUCGCCUUAUAUGUUAUUUUAUACCUUGUCAAAUUGUCAAUUUGUUAACUGAACAUGCCAUUUUCUUCCACUAUCUUGUCUUAUCUGAUCCCUGAAAAUGGGUGAAUCAGCUCAAUGUUAAGUUAUUGCUAAGUGUAGCGAUGUUAUAACAAAGGGGCUAUCAUGCCAGAAGAUAAAUAUUAAUAUAUAAACAUAUUACAGAGAAUAGUAAUUACCAAAAAUGUUAAGUAAAAGACCAUGGUCAAGGACGAAGUAGCUGCUUUCAUGUCAAAGACUCACUGGCUUGAUUCGGUCGGUGUUGGUACGCAGUGUUGGGGAGUAACGGAAUACAUAUACCGGCAUAUUUAGAAAGCAAAGUAUGUGUAACUCUAUUCCGUUACAGUCACAAUUUAAAUGAAUGGUAUUCAGAAUACAGUUACAUUGUUGAAAUCAAUGCAUUGACAUGACGGUACUGUUUCACGAGUUUAUUUACAAGUGAAAAGCACUGGUUUUUCUUUGACAUUAGAAAGGAUUGUCAAACUCCUUUCAGGUUCGGGGCAGAUACUGCCCACUUCGAACAAACCACUAGUACAAUCACAUGGAGGUGAGGCGCUGACAAUCCGACCGUACAGCUGACGCUGGCGGCGCGGCAGUCACCCAUCCGGCGGUUCGACCUAUGAGGUCUAAAUAAAUAAAGCCAACUUGAUACAUUUUGAAAACGAAUGAAAAUUCUUUUUGCGUGAUCAGUAGCUGCUAAUGAUUCAUGAGCCCCCUGAUUAGCCCAGUUUGACAUGCUAGCUAACGUCAGCUAAAAUUAGCUUGUGUUCGCUUAAACUGCGGUUAGAUUUUACAAUACUCAGUACAAUACUGUAAAAUACUCAAUACAAUACUCAGAUUAGUUAAUGUAUUGGAAUAAUUUACAGAUUACAUUUUUGAAAAAGUAUUCUUUAUUCUGCAACGAAAUACGUUUUGAAAGUUUGUACAAUGACCGGGGAGGGUGAAUUCACACCUACAGUGUCACACAGUCAGCUUUGGAAUCUCCGAGUUAUUUAAACUGCAGUAACAAUUACCGGUUUAUUAACAAACUUUUCGUUGAGACACUCGGUUUUGACACCAUUUGUCGACUCAGUUACAUAUACAAGAUCUGUCUCUAUGCAGAGUCAAAUUAACUCUACAUUACUCCAAUUUCACCAAGACCAAAAAAAUAACUCUUCUCAGUUUGCUGUGUACUGUGAACUCAUCUUUAGCUUCUCCCAGGCUGCCACAUCAAUGUUAACUUCUAGAUACCCAGACAUCCACACACAGGUGGAGAGGGUGAAUCCUGAAUGCACAAUUUAUGGACGCCAUUUAAUAUGAAACAUUUGGGGGGAAAAAACAAUUUAAACACACCAAAGGACUAAUCACACGACCAUGAAAUCAUCGUUGAUUUUAUCAAAAUGAUUAUACAAAUGUAUAUGUGUGUUAUGAAUCAGUCACACUCCUCACCUUGUGAUUAUGUCAUCAUGUCUGUGAAGAUGUAAACCAUCAAUGCUUGGAGACAUUUGAAAUGCAUUUAAAUUAUUUCUGAAUAUUUAGUUUAGUUUAAUUAUAUUAUCUUACAUCUCCAAUCACAUAAUUUCCCACACAGAACGGACUUUUGAACCCAUGACCUUCUUGCUGUGUGGUGACAUUGCUAACCACCACACCAAGGACACUUGAAGGACACAUAUCGGACACAUGUAUUACACAUGAAGAACACAUGUAGGACAGAAUGUCAAUGCUGACAUUGAGAGAUUAUAAGACAUGAGGAUACAUUGAUACAUUAGGGGAUAUAAUGAGACACAAUUAAAAAAUAAAUUAUAUGUUGUAUAUAAAAUAGAACAUAUAAGAUAUAUUAUAUAAUAUGGGACUCUUAAUCAGAGAAUAAUACACAUGUCAAUCAAUGCUAUUUGAAAUAAAGUGAUUCAUGAGGUAAGUUAACAUGAUAAUAUAUGUGUGUGUGUCU